AUGACGACACUUCAUAAACGUAAUCAAGAAAGGACUCACGAAGAAAAUCAGGAGCGUGCUUAUAUUGCAGCAAGUCACCGUGGGGAUCGUAGUAUGGAAGCACGUAUUGAAUCAGCACGUAAAGCAUCUGAAAUUCAUAAAAAACGAACGGGAAAAGCUUUACGUAUUACUCCGGAGGAUGUUAGAAAUGAAGAAAUGUAUCAAGAAAUUAAUGAGAACGAACAAGAACAAUUGGAACAAUUCCAUCAAGAAGUAAUUGGUGAAUCACCUCGUCCUCAAGGUGCUGCUGCACAUUUCAAUUAUGAUCGACAAUAA
Messenger RNA from Diversispora eburnea, 315 nucleotides. The record is from the annotation of a GenBank genome assembly. NCBI's taxonomy places the organism in Eukaryota, Fungi, Glomeromycota, Glomeromycetes, Diversisporales, Diversisporaceae.